This is a messenger RNA of Zophobas morio, 1815 nucleotides long. RefSeq lists its product as uncharacterized. NCBI's taxonomy places the organism in Eukaryota, Metazoa, Arthropoda, Insecta, Coleoptera, Tenebrionidae. Gene Ontology annotation, biological process: DNA integration. The record is from RefSeq and is a predicted model, not a curated record. The transcript has a single exon. Gene Ontology annotation, molecular function: nucleic acid binding. The coding region runs from base 1 to 1815 and encodes 604 amino acids.
AUGUGGCACACUUUCGUAGCAAAUCGCGUGGCGGAAAUUCAAGAAUUAACUAACAUCUCAGACUGGCGACAUGUUAGCGGCGAAGAAAACCCGGCUGAUCUAGUAAGUCGCGGUCUUCAACCUAGCGAACUUAUUAACAAUGAAUUUUGGUUUAAAGGUCCGACGUGGCUCAUGUCAGAUUUCGAGCUAACUCUAUCGGAAUAUCCCGAUUUUAGCAAUAUUAACGAAAUGCCGGAAAAACGCAAAAAUAUUAUAGUCGCGGCAGAAACAAUCAUAACACCUUUACCCGUAAUGGCAAAAAUAUCUUCGUUGCGGAAACUUAAUCGUGUAAUAGCGUAUUGCCUACGUUGGGUCGAUAAUUAUAGAAAAUCAAAGCGACAAGCGCUAAUUCUAACCGGUCCGUUGAAAAUCUCCGAAUUACAAAAGGCAAAUUUCACAAUCAUUCGGUGGGUACAAAACCAGACAUUUGCGACAGAGUUAAAUAGUCUCAAAAAAGGAAAACCAAUAAGCAGUAAAAGUUCCAUCUUAACUUUGAAUCCAUUUUUAUCAAAGGACAAUUUACUCAGGGUCGGCGGACGUUUAAGGAACGCUAAAUUUAAUUUUUCCACAAAGCAUCCAAUCUUAAUGCCCAGUAAUCAUACCGUGACCAAACUAAUCAUAGAACAAUACCACACCGAAAAUUUACACACUGGGGCCGAAGGUACUCUGGCCGCAAUAAGGCAAAAAUUUUGGAUUAUCUCACCGCGCAGUGUUAUCAGGCAAGUGAUACACAGGUGUGUCGCUUGUUUUCGAAAUAAACCGCGGAAAACUAUUCAAAUGAUGAGGGAUUUACCUGCUCAGAGGCUCACACCAAAUCGUCCUUUCUUUGUUUCCGGCGUUGAUUACAUAGGUCCGAUUUUAAUUAAGGAGUCAACCGGUCGAGGAAAAAGAAAUAUAAAGGCAUACAUCGCAAUUUUUGUCUGUUUUGCGACUAAGGCCGUGCAGUUGGAGCUAGUCGGUAAUCUUACAACUGAGUCCUUUUUAGGGGCUGUGCAGAGAUUAGUGUCAAGAAGAGGUCAAAUUCGUCACCUAUAUUCGGACAAUGGUUCUAAUUUUGUUGGUGCGGCAAAUCACGAAGCGCAAAAGCUUAAGGUAUUUUUAAAAUCUUCAGAUUUUCAAUCAAAGGUAAUAGGAAAACUAGCAGAGAGGAAUAUGGAUUUUCAUUUUAUUCCAGCACGAUCACCGCAUAUGGGUGGGUUAUGGGAGAUUAACGUCAAAUCGGUCGAAACUCUGAUGAAAAGAACAAUUGGGCUUGCACUUUUGACUUAUGAAGAGUUGUAUACGCUUUUGACGCGAAUUGAAGCGAUUUUGAACUCGCGCCCUCUCACCCCCCUCAGUAAUGAUCCUAAUGAUCUCGAGCCUUUAAUUCCCGGACACUUCCUUGCAGGGGAAUCUCUGACUGCGGUAUUCGAAGACGACAUCACCGAAGUCAGCACAAAUCGACUAUCCAGAUGGCAACGUGUAGAACAACUACGCCAAAAUUUUUGGCGGAGAUGGAACCGCGAGUACAUUCUUGGACUGCAGGGGAGGUCGAAGUGGACACGACCGUGUAACACACCAACAGUUGGCUCGCUAGUGCUAAUCGUCGAAGACGACGUCCAUCCAUUACAGUGGAACUUAGCGCGCAUUACCGAAUUGCAUUACGGUAAAGAGGGCUUACCGCGAGUGGCUUCACUAAAGACUAAAAGUGGUGUAACGAAGCGUUCAUUUCAUAAACUAUGUCGCUUGCCGAUCAGUACAGAGGACACUAAAAUAGUACUGACGGAUUACGAGUAA